AUGGGGAACUCGCAGGGCAAGGGUGAUGUGGCGACCACCGGCCGUGCCAUUGCCAUUACCGGCGGAGCCGUGAAGGGAAAGGCCACGCUGCCCAAGCUGCCGGCAAAUGCUGUUAAGGCUCAGCCGGAGGACUACUCGUUCAUCGAGAAUGCUCUGGGACGGCUACUAUUGUUCACAAGGUUAGACCCACAACUUCAACGGAAGAUUGUGUCCGAAAUGUAUGAACGGACUGUGCCGGCGGGAGACAUUCUAAUCAAAGAGGGCGAUACCGGUCUUGCUGCUUCCGAGCUAUACGUCGUUAAGAGCGGCAAAUUUGAGGUGCUUCAAAAGCGACAGGGGCAAAAUGUCCGCGUCAACAUUAAGGAGCGCGGCGACUGCUUCGGCGAAAUCUCUCUGAUGUAUGACAGCCCUCGAACAGCCACCGUAGCGGCCACUAUGGACGCAGUUGUAUGGGCGCUUGACCGCCAAGUGUUCAGGUUUUUUGUGAGAGAGCUCCAGGAAACCCAGGUAUCACAGGUUGAGCUGUUCUUGAACAGCGUGCCUAUCCUGGCCAACCUGUCGCGCGAGGAGCGCAUCCGCCUUGUGGACGCGUUCGAGGAAGUUACGUACCAGGCCGGGCAAAAGGUUAUCGUGGAGGGUGAUAAGGGUGACCUAUUUUACAUCGUCAAAGAUGGGGAGGCCAUCGUGUACCAAAACACACCCCAGGGCCAGCGCAAAGUGAACCACCUUUUCAAGGCGGACUUCUUCGGCGAGCGCGCUCUGCUAAAAGAUGAACCCAGAAUGGCAACCGUGGAGGCUUACACGAAGCUCAUUUGCCUCACACUAAAGCGUGAAACAUUCCAGGAGAUCUUAGGUCCGCUGGAACAACUUAUGGCGCGCGAGAAAUCGAACCAGGUGGUGGCGCAGAAGAUGGCCAAGCUGCAACCCCGUGGCUCCAACGUACAUCGGCCGUUGGCGGACGUGCUGAUCAAGCGGAAAAAGAAGGGACGCAACGGGGACACCUGGGAGGUGGUGCGUGCGCGCGGGCACUUGGAUGAGGUGUCGGAGCUCCGUAAAGGCGGCACCAAGCUGGACGGCUUGGAGUCCGGGACGUCGGGUAAGGAGAGCAUCGCGCUGGUCCUUACAGAAGGGACGGUGCUUGGCGGUGGUGCUUUCAGCCGAGUAUCGAUUGUCAUGGAGGAGUCAACCGGUCGGCAGUACGCGCUGAAGCGCAUGCGCAAGUCGGCCGUGGUGCAGUGUCCGGAGCACGUCUUUUGCGAGCAGGCGAUCACGAAGAAUGUGGCACAUCCGUUCUGCAUCCGCCAAUACGCAUCUGGUUCCGACAAGUACCACCUGUACUUCCUGUUUGACCUGAUGCCCGGCGGCGAUCUGAUGGAUGUGCUGGUGGCGGAGGCCAAGGUCAUCAGGCGCCGCGUGCCGCAGGGCAACUGGCGGAUAGGCUGCCUAGCUCCCAAGGUGAAGAUGCUGCAGGGGAUGAGCGAGGACCUGGCCAAGUUUUACAUCGGUUCCAUCGUCCUGGCGCUCGAAUACCUGCACAACAACAACAUAGUGUACCGCGACCUGAAGCCCGAGAACGUCUUCAUUGAUGGCAGCGGCUACGUGAAGCUGGGCGACUUUGGUUUCGCCAAGGUGCUUGAGAACGGCAACAGGACUUACACCUUCUGCGGCACGCCCGGCUACGUGGCGCCGGAGAAUGUGCUGGCGCACGGCUACAACUACAGCGUUGACUGGUGGGGCCUGGGCGUGCUGAUGUACGUGCUUCUGACGGGUCGCCAGCCUUUCAGCACCCCAAAGACGGACGAUCCCAUGGUGGUCAUGCGCCGCAUUGUGGACGAGAACUACCAGAUCAAGUACCCGCCGUACCUUUCGCAGGCGGCCAAGGACCUGAUUGCAAGACUAUUGGAACGCAAGCCGGCGAAACGCCUGGGCAUGCUUAACGCGCGGGCGCUGGAUAUUAAGAACCACAAGUGGUUUGAGAACCUGCCUUGGGAGGAACUGGAAGCGCGCAGGAUGGGUGCGCCACGCAAGCCUAAGGAGGCCGACAGCAGUAAGCGCCUCAAGGAAAUGAUUGAGAAUGAGAAGAAGACCGCGGGCAAGACCCCGAAGGAGACGCCAGAGGAGCUGCAGGAGUGCGAAAUGGUCUUUGCGGACUUCUGAGCGCCAGCUAUAGCUUGUACAGCUGGCUGUGCGCGACGCUGCAGCGCGGUGGUGCUAAUAGCAUAGGCCAGCGCAGCGAGCGCUUGGUCUCUAAUCUCGGAAUACUCGAUUUUGCUUGUGCUCUGCGCAUGCUGCGCGCUCCUUGGCUGGAGCUUAUUGCUAGCGCAUUGCAGCGAUGGCACCUGGACCUUGCAUACGGCCAUGGCAUCUGGUUUGAAGGGGGCCGUGCCGUGGGUUCUUAUGUAUGUCUGCGGUGAAUGAUUUUGGUCACGAAACACAACACGUCGGUUACGCCACCCGCCUAUUGACUGUUUAGCCUCUUGUGAUUUCUUGCUAUUAUUGGCUUACAGAAAAGACACCGGUUACCAGUAGCGGUUUUACGUGUGUAGGCGAGCGGAGCCCGUGGACUGCUUGGUUUUGGUGUAGGACUAAUGCACUUGCACGCCCUUCAGCGCUCUGGGGUAAUGUGAUAUUCUUAUGGCCGGCUUGAACGCCGCAGCACUGGGGCCGCAUAUCGGUCUGUGGAUUGGGAUCUAGGCUGCUGGCUUGGUCCUCUGGUGGGCUGGGGAAACACUGGAGCGAUGUCGAAGCGCUGGUGGUAUGUGUAGGGGCUACAGAUUAAUAACCCGGAAAAUGGUACAGCUGUUCAUGGGGAGAGAUCUCUAGCUCGGUUCAGGUUACGCUGG
Volvox carteri f. nagariensis is the source of this 2843-nucleotide messenger RNA. RefSeq lists its product as uncharacterized. The coding region runs from base 1 to 2157 and encodes 718 amino acids. The transcript has 13 exons. Gene Ontology annotation, molecular function: ATP binding; cAMP-dependent protein kinase activity; cGMP-dependent protein kinase activity. Gene Ontology annotation, biological process: signal transduction; peptidyl-serine phosphorylation. Lineage: Eukaryota; Viridiplantae; Chlorophyta; Chlorophyceae; Chlamydomonadales; Volvocaceae. The record is from RefSeq and is a predicted model, not a curated record. Gene Ontology annotation, cellular component: cAMP-dependent protein kinase complex.